Messenger RNA from Felis catus (domestic cat), 585 nucleotides. Its product is annotated as forkhead box protein D1-like. The transcript has 3 exons. NCBI's taxonomy places the organism in Eukaryota, Metazoa, Chordata, Mammalia, Carnivora, Felidae. The coding region runs from base 1 to 585 and encodes 194 amino acids. The record is from RefSeq and is a predicted model, not a curated record.
AUGGGCUGGAUUUUGCAAGCUGGCAAGCCUCAGGCUCCCGCUCCCAUCCCCGCCCCCUCCCACCGCCUGCGGCCCCACAGCCCCGCAGCAGCCACAGGGGGAACCAAAGAGACAGAAGCCUUCCCAGCUGCCCGGACCACAGACGCCAACACCCCCCACCCCCCACCACACGCCGCCUUGCCCGCCCGCGCCCCGCACGCUAGCCCACGACCGAGAGGCGGCGGCAGCAGCAGGCUGCAGGCUGCGGUGACUCGCACCGGUGCGCUCCUCGCAGCGCUUGCUAUCCCAAGUGACUCGGACUGGCCCCGGGUCCCCGGCCCCAGCUCCCGCUCGCGCCACCCGCCCUCCUGUCCUUUCGCGCCUCUCUACCCCCCAGCUCGCGGGAAGGGAGGUCGCGGCAGCGGCCUGGAGGCACCGGCGACCGUGGCGACAGCGGCGAAAGUGGCGGCGGCGGUGGCGGCAGCGGCUGCGGCGGCGGCGGAGGCUGCGGCGGCGACCGUGGCGGAGGCUGUGGCGGAGGCCUCCGUAGCGGAGGCGGAAGCAGAGGUGGAGGCUGAGGUGGAGGCCGAGGCCUCACGCGGCUGA